AUGCUUUUAUCUAUUUUGGAGACUUCUAGGGAUGUGGCGACAUCAACUUACAUAACUUCGAUACUGAGAGAAGCAUUAUGUUUGAAGCAAGGAAAGGGAAAGAAAUGUUCAGUUACCAAUGAUACAUCAGGUUCAAAGAAGAGAGAAUGUAAAAAGACAGGAAAAGAAAACGUCCCGCCACUUAGUAAAAAGGCCAAUAACAUUGCAAGGCAGCAAUGUUGUCAACAUUUAAUAUCACUAAACGGGACUCAGGUCAUGCUUCGUACAAUAAUUACGACGCAUGGGAAACGCGAUGGGAAUGUCGGCACGGAACUGAUGCUGCACGACUUGGUCUGGAUCCUUGCAGCACUGUCCCCGAAAGAUACAAAAUUCGCAAUGAAAGUGAGGAUGUUAGGCUGCGUCAGAACUAUGCAUCUUAUUUUAAAAGGACAUUUUACCGACAAUAAACUGAUAUUUCCUCUCCUUGUUAUUAUGAAACAACUCGCAAAAAAUCCUGUAACAACAUCUAUUUUAAUUCGCGACGGCGCGAUCACGACAUAUGAGCGGGUGCUUGUUAGUCUCGGCUUCAUACCGACCGCCAGACUGCGCCUGUGUCUAGACGCUAUUGAUUACUUCAGUAAAAACAAGGUAUGCUGCAUGCAGAUCGUGAAGACAGGUCUGUGUAGCGUGCUUCUCCGUGUCUUCGAUCGUUGGGAUCGCUACGAGGGACGCAUGCGGCUUAAGAUCUGUGCACAUAUACUGCAAACACUACAGCACUUGUGUAAUAUCAAAGCGGGUCGAAGAUCCCUUUGUACCAAGAAACAUGUACAAACCCUACACAGAUUUUGCUCCCAAUGUCCAGAUGAGCCAGAAUUUGAUGGACUCUUAGCGAGAGUUUGUUCCGUCAUUACGCUUUGUCUUAGACAUCAAGCGCUUCCAGUUCCUGUUACGAGUCCAGCUACCUUCAACCUCAAUCCUAUUCUGAAAGGAACGAACACUUCAUGGCCAUGUCAUGAUGAUGAGGAAGAAGCGGCAAACUCAGAUUCUAAGACAGUAAACUCAGAUUUAGAUGAAGAUGGCCCUGACAUAGAUAUAGAAGGUAUUGACGAGUUCCCUGAUGUUGAAUAUGAUGAAAACGAAGUCAAAGGAGAAAAUGAAGAUGCUAAAAAUCAAAUGAAAAGUGCGGAUAGUUUGCAAACUGCGAUGUGGAUUAACCCCAAUGAGAGAGACUUAGAAGACUUAAAAAAAUACUUUAUAUUUUUCAAAGAAUUUGGUUCCUAUAAUAGACAAGUGAAACUAGUAAAGAGUCGCUCGAAUUCGCGAGGAUCAAUACUAGAAGACUUUCUGGUGACACAAGCUGCCAAUAAAAAUGUUCCUUCUUCAUUAAAUUUAUCAUUUACGACGAAUUUAGGGAGCGUGGAAUACGAUAUGAUGGGCUCCUCACAAACACCUAUGCUGCCAGGUUAUCACCGGAUACAUGAGAGCGCAUCAACAACAUCGUGUUCCUCAUUAAAAAUCCACAAAGAUAUAUCUAGAUAUACGUCAUUUUCGUCAGUAUAUUGUACAAUAGCGUCCCGCGUGAAGAGUAUCAUUCCGUUUGUGAAGGUCGCGUAUCCCGAUAUGAUGGGUGGACAGGGAUACAACCAACCGGAGCCAUUGAACAAAAUGGAAAGAACUGCCUGCAGGAACAAACUACUGUCAUGCGUUGAUAGAGCCAUAAACCCCGAAGCGUAUAUGAAUGAAGUGGUUUAUGAUUUAGAUGCAUUAAGUAGCUUGACAACAACCAACAACGAUUCCACAUCACAGAAAAGUUUCAGUUCAGAUUGUCUGUUCCUGACCAAUGCGGACGAACAAGAGAUAACUAAAGUAAAUAGUUUCUCAUCGCGUCUUAGUUUUGAAUCAAGAUUUGAAUCGGGAAAUCUGAGAAAGGUUAUGCAGACAGGUCCAAGAGAGUACGAGCUAAUCCUAAUGCCAGAUGUAAACUCUAUAAAGCGUCACCAAUGGUUUUACUUCGAAGUAAGGAACAUGCAACAAGGGCGCUCCUACAUAUUCAAUAUCGUCAAUUGUGAGAAGUCCGAUAGCCAGUUCAAUUUCGGCAUGAAACCUGUGAUGUAUUCUGUCAAGGAGGCGGUGCUCGGGAGACCUGGUUGGAUCCGAGCCGGUACGGACAUCUGCUACUACCGCAACAGCUACCACUAUGCAAAUCAAAAGAAUCACAACAAAUGCUACUUAACAGUUACCUUCAACAUUGAAUUUCCCCACACAAAUGACGUGUGCUAUCUCGCAUAUCAUUUCCCGUUCACAUACUCUAUGAUGCUGACCCGGAUUUGGCAUUGGAGCUCACAAUUGCCACUAAACACAUAUCUACGAGUGGAGGCUCUCUGCUAUUCAAUCAACGGCAACGAAGUACCAGUCUUAACUGUAUCUGCUGAAGAUACGCCUUCAAACCCUGUUGUGGAUCGGGAGAUAAUAUUCCUUACUGCCCGAGUGCACCCGGGCGAGAGUAACGCGUCGUGGGUGAUGGACGGGACUUUGGGCUAUCUACUAUCGGACACGACUGCCGCAGCCGCUCUUCGAGCCAAAUAUGUGUUCAAGAUCGUGCCAAUGCUCAAUGUUGAGGGAGUCAUCAAUGGGUGGUGA
This is a messenger RNA of Pieris macdunnoughi, 2619 nucleotides long. The record is from the annotation of a GenBank genome assembly. NCBI's taxonomy places the organism in Eukaryota, Metazoa, Arthropoda, Insecta, Lepidoptera, Pieridae.